GGGACACGAAUUUCCUGAAGGAAUAAAGGGUUUAAAAUGUGUGGUAUUUUCUGUAUGUUCGAAGCAAACUCGCACGAUGCUGAUAAUUGUCUGUGCACGUAUAAUUGCAUUCAACCGACAGUCAAUCGCAGAGGCCCAGACUACCACUCAUCUGUGACCCUUGAUUUUGAAAAUCAUAGCUUUGUAUUUGGAGCGAGUGUGCUAUGGUUGCAAGGUAAAGAAAUGACAAAGCAACCGGUUGAAAAUGAGCAAUCUGUGUUCAUUUUUAACGGCGAUAUUUUUGGAGGAACGUCUAUACCUAGUGAUGUAAGGAAGAACUUUGGAGAUACGAUUCCAUUACUGCAUCUAUUGGAAAAAUCGGAAGAUGUAAUAGACGAUUUAAUGAAUCUACAGGGACCUUAUAGUUUUGUGUACUUAAAUAAGAAGCGUUCGAAGCUGUAUUUUGGGCGAGAUCCGUAUGGCAGACGCAGUUUGCUUAUUGGAAUGAAAGACAGUGCUAUUCUAUUAACAAGUGUGGCAACAAGAAUGUUAGAUAUAAAAUGUGUGGAAUUACCUGCUGUAGGUAUUUUUACAUACAGUCUUGAAACGGGCGAAGUGGAACUGCUUCCUUGGCCUUUUAGACAUUCUAACUUUAAAGAAAAGGUUAGUGAACUGGAAACUAUACUUAAUAAAACCAUUAAACUGCAACAAAAUUUAGAACUUGCACAUCAUACAUUUAUAAACCCAACAGACAAUUAUUUGCAAUAUCCUCUACUUUCACCAGAUUGUAUUUUUUCAAAUCUCCUAAAUGAUGCAAGAUUCUUUCAAAAUGUGCAGCAGCUCGAAGUUUUAUUAGAAAAAGCAAUUGAAAAACGCAUUGCUACACAACCAGCAUUUUGUCACAAAUGUAUUAAAUCUAGAAAUCCCUGUAUACAUUCCACAACAGGAGUCUUAUUUUCUGGUGGUGUUGACUGUGCAAUAUUAGCACUAUUAGCGGAUAAAUAUUGCAGUAAACAUUGCUCCAUAGACUUGUUAAAUGUAUCCUUUAGUGGAAAUGCUCCUGAUCGUCAGACAGGCUUGCAGACCCUGGAUGAAUUAAAACAAAUAAGGCCUGAGCGGAAGUGGAACUUUGUGGAAAUAAAUGUGAAGGAAAGUGAAUUAAAUCUAGAGAGAGAACGACGAAUAGCAGAUCUAAUAUAUCCACUCAACACGAUUCUGGAUGAUAGUUUAGGUUGCGCUUUAUGGUUUGCCAGCCGUGGCCAAACUGAGAGCUAUGUUUCACCUUGUCGAGUAUUAUUAGUAGGUAUGGGCGCUGAUGAGCUGUUCGGGGGGUAUACUAAGCAUCGUGCUGCUUUAAAACGUGGUGGAUGGCAGGCAUUGCACGAGGCCUUGGAGAUUGAUUGGCAAAACAUUUCAUUUCGUAAUUUGGCACGAGAUGAUCGCGUGGUGUCAGAUCACGGUCGGCAAUUGAGGACGCCAUAUUUGGAUGAAGAAGUUGUAGAGUUUGUUAGAAGUUUGAACUGCUGGGAAAGAACUUGUCCCAGUGAUAAUUUACAACAAGGUGUUGGUGAAAAGGUUUUACUAAGAUCUUUGGCAUAUCAUCUUGGGUUGAAGAAGGCUGCCUCUCUAAGGAAAAGGGCUUUGCAAUUUGGCUCACGAAUUGCUAAUAGCAAAGAAAAUGCACACGAUGUAUCUGCAAGAUUAAAAUUAUAAUUAAAUUAGAUUUUAUUUGUUUGUUUUUAA
Messenger RNA from Photinus pyralis (common eastern firefly), 1722 nucleotides. RefSeq names its product asparagine synthetase domain-containing protein CG17486. The record is from RefSeq and is a predicted model, not a curated record. The transcript has 5 exons. Lineage: Eukaryota; Metazoa; Arthropoda; Insecta; Coleoptera; Lampyridae. Gene Ontology annotation, molecular function: asparagine synthase (glutamine-hydrolyzing) activity. The coding region runs from base 37 to 1692 and encodes 551 amino acids.